This is a messenger RNA of Trematosphaeria pertusa, 1428 nucleotides long. RefSeq lists its product as uncharacterized. Bases 1 to 1428 code for a protein of 475 amino acids. The transcript is spliced from 2 exons. The record is from RefSeq and is a predicted model, not a curated record. Lineage: Eukaryota; Fungi; Ascomycota; Dothideomycetes; Pleosporales; Trematosphaeriaceae.
AUGGAUCCUGCGGAGUAUCCGUUCGCUCGAAUCGAUUCCGCCCAAGACUUAUUCUCCGCCGUGCUCUAUCAUGAGCAUCUCGACAAACCGCAAAAUUUCAGCGAUCAAACGAACAUUGACUGCUUCUCCGUGCAGGAAUCGGGGGCUGAAUGGUUGCAUUUGCAUGAGGACAGCUUGAAGGCUCUGGUCGAGGGCAUGAGUGAACGAUGGAACAACGUCUCUGCACUAACCACGAAUGGCGGUGAACCGCAGGACUCUAUGGGUCGAAAAGCCUUGGUCUUCUUCAUCCCUCUGAUUGCGACUACUUCCGAUGCAUCGUUCAGGAACGCACUUCCCAUGACCAGGUCCAGCGUCAUCGACCUCUUCUCUUCAUUGUCAUUGAACCCAGCAUUCCUGCAGAACAUGCUUGGCCGUCCGGAUUACUGGGCGCCGCAAGCCCGAUGGGACCAAGAAUCCGAUCAUUUCCUGGGCUGCGACUUCUUUUGCCAGCAUCCGCGAUGGAACCUGCAAGUACAAGGCGCUCCUCUAUCCGUCUAUCUAAGAUAUGACGCUCAACGCGACCUUACUACAUACAUCAUAUCGCAUAAGCCGAACGACACCGUAGUAAACUCCCUUCGUGCGCUCCUCCACCAUACGACCAGACAUCAUGCGCAAACCCAUAUGGCAAAUAUACUCCUCGACAGCCCCCUAGACGUGCACGUCAUGAUCUCCCAGCUAAACUUCGAAGCCUCCAAAUGGCAUGUGAACCGCUUCCGGCGCUUCCAAUGGACCGUCGUCAACAAAGUCGACGACCACCUCGCAGGCCUCGAAACAAGCGACCGCGAUAAACUCAAACGCCUCACCAAGGAGCUGCAGAUCGUUUCGCAAAAUGCGGACUCCCACAUGGCCAAUGCACAAGUCUUCUUAUUCACUGCCCGCGGAAUCCAAAACAUGGCUACACGCUUACAAGUCUCCAAGCACGCCCGCAUACGCCAGCGCACGCUCGACAUGCUCGAGUUCCUCAUCGAGAGCAUGGAAAAGCAGCAAAUGUGGUUCUCAAACUACAAGAGUCGGAAGGACAGCACGAUGCGCCUCGUAUUCAAUCUCGUCACCCAGCAGGAUGCGCUCAAUAAUAUCGAGCUAGCAGCGGAUAUGAAGAGGGAUAGUACGAGUAUGAACGCUAUUGCGGGGCUCACAAUGGUUUUCCUGCCUGGCACAUUCACAGCUUCAGUCCUUAGCGCCAAUAUCUUCGAGUCUUCACCCGGCGUGUCGUCGUUCCUAGUUACAGGGCUCUGGUGGCUGUGGCUUGCGACCACGCUUCCCAUCACCAUCGUCACCAUCCUGUGUUGGUGGUGGUACAAGAAGACGAAGGAAAAGAACGUGCCGCGAGUUGUGAGGAGCAAAGAUGAUGCUACGAGCACAGAGAGUGGAGGCUCCACGCAAAUGUGA